This is a messenger RNA of Symsagittifera roscoffensis, 1530 nucleotides long. RefSeq lists its product as uncharacterized. Gene Ontology annotation, molecular function: protein binding. The transcript has 3 exons. Bases 353 to 1312 code for a protein of 319 amino acids. Lineage: Eukaryota; Metazoa; Xenacoelomorpha; Acoela; Convolutidae. The record is from RefSeq and is a predicted model, not a curated record.
UUCGUGAGAUCAUUUUCAAAUUGAGUCCAAACUUACCAACAGCUCAUAAAUUAAUCAACAAACGCACUUGUCAAAUGCGUUUCAACGUGUUUUCUUAAACAUGCCAUUUGUUACAUACCAAAAUUGGCAUUUGCUAUUACAGAAAUCGUUACUCGCCAAAGCUUACUUUAAGACUUGCGUUGUAUAACUCACCUUUAAAAGCUUUGGACGGACCAUUUUCAGACGUACCUUUUUUACAGCCUUGCUGCAAACUAGUAAUUUGAAAUUGAAUUAGAAAAUAUUUAAGACAACUUUGUUAAUUAUAACUAUCUGUCAAACCGUUAUCAAUUCACAAUCUUAGUUCAAUUUUUCCAUGCAAAAAAUGGAUGUGGUAUUACAUAAUAGAUUACCUGGAAUUUUCCAACUCGUCUUCGUCCUCUCGGUCGUGGCUCAGCUCGUAUCUGGCGACGUAACUUUCGGCAGUUGUCCGAACAAGUGUACAUGUGAGAACGACAAUGAUGGAAAAUUAGUGAUUGAUUGUGCUGAUGCUGAUUAUGACUACGUGCCGGUUACCAGCAUUCCAUGCAAUGCGAAGAAGUUGCUGUUUAUAAAUAAUAAUCUCCAAAAACUGAGCAGGAUGAGUUUCAUCGGCCUACGUGAGCUGGAAGAAAUUGAUGUCUCUGGCAAUUUCAUUUCCUAUAUUGAGCCGGAGUCGUUCGCUGGCCUCCCCUCGCUGCAACGAAUCAACCUCGUGCAAAACGACUUGACCACAAUUGAGUCGUGGUAUUUCCGAGACGUCUCAUUCCAGCACGUUGCCGUGUCACUUGACGGAAAUCCCGUCUACUGCGACGAAGACUUAAAAGAAAACAUUAACCUCAUCAAGAACCAGGUCACAGUCGGCGGAUUGAUUUGCGCAGGUGGGGAAAUUUGGCGCGUUCUCGGAAAAGUCAAAGGACGAACUUACGAAGACGUCGAAAGUCAAAUCCGAAAGAACUUCGAGUCGUGGGAAAUCGCUCUUUUGACCUUGUCGUCUUUCGUUCUUUUCUUGAUCAUUAUCUUAGUGGUUAACGUGAUUUACCGAGUCAAAAGAAGCGACUACACAACUGGAGAAGUUAUGCGAAGCACGAACCGACGUGGUUCAAACAUUCGGAAAAGUUACCACGGUUCGGAAAAUGAAGAGGCUAACGAAGCGGCUCAGUCGACGAGUGGAAGUCGGAAAAUUCCAAUGAAAUCGGAAGACCAUUACUAUGACGAGGACGAUGACGCUGUGGUGUUUGGGGCACCUCAAAAACCCAAGUACAGUGACAGUGGAAGCGAAGAAGCCCCCCUUUAGCCCAACUUCUCCCCACCCCUGAAGUCAAUAACAAAAAGACAGAAAAAAAAAGAAAAAAGCGUCACAAUAUAGAAGAAAAUAGAAGUGUGACCAAAAAGUUUUGGAUGGAUAUUUUCAUAAAUUACCAUUAGACUUGGGAAAACUUUGACGUGUUUUAAUAUCUAUACAUUUUCUUUUAACGACACAAGUUAAUUUCUACCAUUUUCAAGAUUGAAUAG